AUGGAGCGAUCGGAGCCUAGGCUUCCAAAGUCUCGGACCAAGCAGUCUAAAUCCAAACCUGCGCCAUUUACAAACUUUUACACGCCUGAAAACUCAGACUUCUACGCCAAGUUCAAGUAUCGACCUUUGGACAAGAUAUAUGGAGAAAUUCGACUUCUCGAUGUUGAUCUCACUGGGGGCAACAAGCACCGCAUGAUCCAUUCGAUUUCUUUAGCAAAAGCCGGGAAAUAUUGCGCCAUCUCGUAUUACUCGGGCAACCCCAAGGACACAGUGCCGGUCUGGAUCGAGGGCAUAAAGAUGAACAUAUUCUCCAAUCUCGCCAAAGGAAUCGAGAACGCGGCCAGCUUCUGGAAGAAAGGAUCACCGAACCAGCCCCUGCGACUCUGGGUCGACCAGAUUUGCAUCAAUCAGAGCGAUUUACCAGAAAAGUCGCACCAAGUCAACUUUAUGCGCGAGAUCUACCGGAACGCUACACAUGUAUACGUGUCAAUGCCGGUGAAAAAGAACCUUCGUCCCGUGUUCGAAUGGCUGACAGGUCUUGCGGCGGCGAGGACGACGAAGGGGUACGAGCCAUCAUCAAACAUGCUUUACGAGAACCCGCCACCAGAGCCAAACCUCUCAGGAAGAUGGAGAGAUAGGGCAAAUCCAGAAUGGCCAGCAGAUUCCUGGGAAGACAUUUACCGUGUGAUCAAUCAUUCUUGGUGGAGCCGCUCGUGGGUUUAUCAGGAAUUCAUUGUCGCCUCGGAUGUCUUCUUCCUAUUCUCUGACGAGGUAUCCAUGCCAUGGAACCAGCUCCAUCCCAUCCUGUCUCUUUUCAUGGAACUGGACACCGUCAAUGCAUGCAAGGAGUCGCUGCAAAAACGGGAUCAGGCUGAUGACACCAUGCAUCGGUACAAAAUCGUUGCCAGCAUCAAGCCCAUGAAAGACCAUCUUCGCAACGUUUUCAAGGCAGCCUACAAGUUCUAUGCCUUUGUCGGACUGGCCAACCUCGAGAAUGAAGUGCCAAUCCGGUACGAGCCAAGUUACAGCAUACAGGCAGUGCUCAUCGACGUAGCUCGUGCGAUUGUGGUGCACGAGGACGCGGGCCUCGAUAUCUUGGCACAAGCAGGCACGGCGGCACACCGUCGAGACCUUCCCGAAGGCAAAGAUUCACUCCCGUCAUGGGUUCCAGACUGGGAUAAGCGGGAGGAUAUCGAGAGGCAAAAGUUCAUCGACGCCUUGGAGCUACCGUCCGCAUGCAGCGCAGGCACAAGUCAGAGCUCCAAAGCCACUGUGGACUUUUUGGAAGACAGACACGGGAAUGAGAGGAGAGUGCUCGUCGCUGCGGGAACCCAGGUUGAUAUUCUCGGAAGCGCCAUCGACAGAGGCCAUGACGGAUUUCUACCUUGGAAGUCCUUUUCAAGCUCGGACGGCCAAAGAGUGAUUAUGACGACGAGUAUUGCGCACAUUGGGGAUGAGGUCUGGGUUCUUGACGGCAUGAGCUGGCCGGUCGUUUUACGAAGAAGUUUGGCUGACAAUUCCACUACGCUCCUUGCCAUCGCUAUGGUGCGUGAAAACGGCCAGCCUCAUCAGAUCAUGUUCGGAGACAAGAAUCUUUCAGGAGAGGCGGCUGAAGUGGUAAUAGUCUAA
Colletotrichum costaricense is the source of this 1629-nucleotide messenger RNA. RefSeq lists its product as uncharacterized. The record is from RefSeq and is a predicted model, not a curated record. The transcript has 2 exons. Bases 1 to 1629 code for a protein of 542 amino acids. Lineage: Eukaryota; Fungi; Ascomycota; Sordariomycetes; Glomerellales; Glomerellaceae.